ACAAUGGUACCCGAUCUCUAUAAAUUUUUUUUAUCGUAUCGCCACCAUUAAUUUUUCAUUAGUUUUUAUGAAAGUGAGCCUCACCUUUCUGAAAAUAUUUCAACUAAUCUCUCAAUCUUCUUGAGGUCAACUUAGAAUGAUCAUGCUACUUCCCACUUAAUUCAUGAUUUACCGAUUAAAAAUAAACCACAAUAGAUAGAAGAUGACAUUCGUGGCAAGUUUAAUUAUUCUCAUUGUCAAUCACUAAACUUUCGUAAGCCAUUUUUACAAAUUGGGCAACCAAAUAUUUACAUAUACAAGGGAAAAAAGGAUAUGUUGGAGAAUAGGCAACGCUUACUGGUUAUUCGUUAAUUGUUCAAUUUACAUAUUAUCAAAUUUGGUGUUGGCCGUAUGGUUGUUUAUCAGUGUGAGGAAAAAAACAAAUCUCAUGAAUGAGGCGUUACCUACUACAACAUCACCUGUCUCGACCAAGAUCCCAACAUAGCAAUUCCAUUCUUUUCUCAAUUUAGGAGUAAAUGGGGUGUAAACUUUUAAUGUGUGGAAUGUCCAGUGUUUCCGAACAUUUUACCAUUAAAGAUUGACUUCCAAUGAAAAAUUAAGCAGGAACAACCUAUUGUGAAGAAAAAAGUUACUUUAAGGAAGACAAAAGCAUUGAUAAUUGGAGGAGAUGAUGGUGCUUUAGAAGGCGGAGGCAGAGCGAUCAUAAAACAUUCAAAUUGAAAUAUUCAAUAAUUAUUGACAUCGAGUAGCAAAUAGUGUGACCGUCUUAUUAAAUUUUAGGAGCCAAUUUUCUUGCAUGAUUUUUUUAUACUUUGAGUAAGGACUUCAGUCAAUAAAUCAGGUCAGCAUGCUAAAAAUUAUAUGAGUAUGAUAUUUCCAGUAACUAAAUUAUUUGAAAUUUUAUGAUAUGAAAUAAAACAUGUCUUGCUUCGAACAAUUACUAAGAUUAUUUAUACUAUUAACGAAAUUCAUCCAGCCAGCGGGCGGGCCCAAUCUAGUAUUAUUAUACUUUCUUUCCGUUGAAUCGUGCCUUUGUGCUUGCUUUGGAAAAAAAAAAGAUACUACUUAGUCCAAUACAAGAUUUUUGGAGGUCAAAAGAAAUUACUUUUCCACUUUCCCUCUUCCAUGUUCCUUCUUGUUUCAGAGUCCUUGGUUCAUUAGUAGUUCUUUAUUUCUUUCUUUUCAGUGGAGUUACACCGAAGUCAAACACAAUUAACACGAAAUUAAGACCGGCUACAUUGCACUAACACUUGUCACCUAAUUUCUUCCACAAAUUGCUUACCGAAAUCACCUCGCCCCAUUAAGAUGUCUUUUCUUGCAGUAAAUUAAACGCACGCAAAGACGUUCUUAUUUGAGUAAUUACUCAUUCCUCUUUUAUUGAAGACCUUUUGGUAUUUUGUUGUUUCCAUUAAUCAGUUGUUCACUAAGUGUGUCCUUACUAAACAUAACUUCUAUCUAUUAAUGGUGUUUAAACGGAGUGGUUAUCAUGAUAAUCGUUUUAAUCGGUAGUAUUUGGAUGAUUUGGUUUGGUUAAUUUGAAUAAUUAGUUUGAUUUGGUUAAAUUUUUUAGCAUGUUUGGUUUAUGUAGUUUGGUUUGGUUUGAGAUAAUCCAACCAAUGAAACUAAAUUAAUCAGUUAAGUAAUUCGCUAUAUAUCUAAUAUAUUGUACAAACAUAAUAAUUUGUUCCACCACAAGGAAAAAAAACGUAAUAACUUGCAUAACAACUCAACAACCAAAACAUACAUUACUCCCUUUAGAUUCAGAAAAAUAAAGCUCGAUAUUGUUCCUAUGUUGUAUUUUUGUAUUUGUAGAAUGUAGACUACAAAUAUAUACACAUAAUUGAGAUAAAACUCAUACAUUAUAUUCGAUGAAAACUUGAAAGUUAGGUCUUUUUCAACCUAUGAUAAUUUCUAAGAGACUAAGUCAAUUCACACAAACACAACAAUUCAUUAACCCCAUAUAUACCAUUGACAUAUAAUUUUUUUAAUUGAAUACUUCUAUUGAAUGCAAGAUAAUUAUAUUAGUUGUAUGUGUUUAUGUUAAAGAUUAACAAUAAAUAUGUGUGGAUUGUUAUAUUUUAUUCAUGAUAUAAAUUUUAAAUUGAUACAUUAACCAGAAAAUUUUCUCACUUAAUGAGAAUGUGAUGUUAUAUUGGUUAAUCUGGUUAACCAAUUAACCAAACUGAUUAAACUUUAGUUUGGUUAAUUUGGUUAUGAUAUUAGUUUGGACGAUUUGGUUAUAAUAUUGUAUUCCAUGGUUAAUAAAAUUUAGACUUAUUUAAUUUGAUAAUUACCAUGAUAACCAUAUGAACACUGAUGUUACAUGGUUGACUAUUGAAAAGUUUUAACCAUACAUGGUUGACUUUGAUACCUAAGGUGGAAGCGCUUGAAACUAUGAAGCAGAUUCGACCGAUCCGUCUUUGUCAGAUGUUUUAUAAGAUUAUUUCGAAAAUCAUGGCUGAGCGGAUGGCCAUCAUUUUGCCUUCUAUUAUCUCACCGGAGCAGAAUGGGUUUAUUCGUGAACGCCAGAUUGUAGAUAAUGUACUGAUUGGGCAUGAAAUUAUGCACUAUCUUAACUCUUAAGAUCAAAAGGCAAGGGAAAAAAGGAUACUUGGCUCUGAAGGUUGAUAUGGAAAAGGUCUAUGAUAGAGCUGAGUGGCCUUUUUUGUUUGCACUAAUGGCUAAGAUGGGAUUUAGUUCUCAAUAGAUUAGGUGGGUACAGGAAUGUGUUUCUACAACACAUUCUCUGUAAUGAUGAAUAGUACGCCCGUCUGGCUACUUUAAAUCGACGAGAGGAUUGUGUCAAGGGGAUCCACUAUCUCCACUAUUAUUUGCCAUAUGCUCUGAAGGAUUUGAGGCGCUAAUAAGACAGGCUACACAGGCAAGAAGUUUAGUCGGGGACAAAGUGAAUCCUCAGUGCCCCAGUGUGUCUCAUCUUUUCUUUGUUGAUGAGUCAUACUUGUUUUUUCGCGCGUCCAAGAGAGAGGUGAAAUGUUGCUUGCGCUUUUGAAGGAGUACCAGGAUUUGAGUGGUCAGAAGGUUAAUUUGAGUAAUUAUGCGGUGUGCUUUAGUGAAAACGUGGAUCCUCCUGAUGCAGCGGAGAUGUCGGCCAUUUUAGGUGUUGGAGCUAUUGGUGUUCAUGACUAGUACUUGGGUCUUCCAUCUUUAGUUCAGCGGCCGAAAUUGGAAACCUUUAGGCAUUUGGAGGAGAGGUUAUUGGCCAAGAUCCAAGAGUGGAAGCAGAAAAAACUAUUUUGGGCGGCGAAGGAAGUUCUUCUUAAGGCGGUAGCAGCGGCCCUUCCAAUUUAUGUCGUGUCUUUCUUUCUUUUAUCGGUGACUUUAUGUCGUAAGCUGGAUAAGUACAUGGAAAGAUUUUGGUGGGGUUUCUCAGUGGAGAAAGACAAGGCUCAUUGGGGUUCGUGGCGAAAUCUGUGCAGGAGUAAAUUUGACGGUGGUCUGGGUUUUUGAUGGUUUGAAAAUUUUAAUCAGGUUCUGUUGGCAAAAGUAGCGUGGAGGAUCUGGAAGGAACUGGGGUCGUUACUUGCUAGGGUGUUGAAGGGUAAGUAUUUCCCGCAGGCGUCUAUACUCACUGCGACACGUCGCUCCAGACCCUCUUGGGGGUGGACUAGUAUCCUCCAUGGAAGGGAUAUAUUUCUCAAGGGUCUUGGAUGGCAGAUUGGGGAGGGCUCUCAGGUUAGGAUUUUGGAGGAUAACUGGAUCCCGGGAAUUCGAGUGGAGGACCUCGAGCUUAACACUUUGGCUCCAGAUAUCUCAAGGGUGAAGGUUGACUCGUUGAUCAUUCCCGGUAAGGAUGAAUGGUGUACGGACUGUCUUAACUAGUGCUUCCCUCUGACGGUGGUGCGGGCUAUUCAGUCUAUACCAUUAUCGAAGGGUGAGGUGAAGGACAACCAAGUCUGGACAUGUGAGAGGGAUGGGGAGACAGGGAGUACACACUGAAAUCUAGAUAUCACUUGGCUUUCCUGUACGCGAAAAGACUCCAAGAUUGGAAGGCGGAGGUCCCCUUCUUUGAUAUGACUUUCUGGAAAAAAUGUGGGUGCUUACCAUUCCUCCAAAAUUGAAGUGUUUCAUGUGGCAGGUUAUGAAGCUGAUCCUUCCUACUAUGGAAGCUAUAAUUGAGAGGACGGGUCGAGUGCCAGAGGAUGCGGAACCUGAUCCUGAAGAUGAUUCUUCUAUCUCCCCAAGGUGUCCGGUGUGUUGGGCGCCUUUGGAGUCUCUGGAGCACAUGUUUCUAUCGUGUAGAAUGGCGACGACGUUGUGGGAGAGGUCAGGCUUGGAUGUGGGUCAGGUGAGGCAACCUCCUUCAAAUUUUGGCUUGUUCGUUCGCAGAUUUAUUAAGCAGGACUCCAGCGUAGAGAUGGUGAUCAGGUUUGUAGCGCUGUUAAGGAGGAUAUGGAAGAGUCGAAAUUGAGUGGUUUUUGACCAUCUCCAGCAUGGUGUGGCUACGCUAGUAAGACAGUAUGACAAGCAGGUUCGUAAAUGGUUAGCUAGUCGAUUUCGGUCGUGGGAGUCAAGGAAACGGACAGCAACUUCAUGGACAAGUUGGUGGGGCUCGAAGGCACCAGGCUCCCUUUCCCUAUCGUUGUUAUGUUGAUGGUGUUGUUCUCUCUGGGUCGCAUGGUGCUGGGGGCUUGGUAGUAUAUGAUGGGUUGGGGAGGGUUUGUUUUGUGCAAGGCUUUCAUUAUGUUGGUCUGGUGGAUCCAUUUCUGGUGGAAUUGGUGGCGUUUCGUGAUGCGAUUCAGUGGUGCUCUUUGAAGGGUCUCGUUGAAGUGCAAUUCUAUGGGGAUGCAAAGGUUGUCACCGGGAAAAUUCAGAAUAUGGAUAUACGAGAUGUGAAGGGUGGACGGAUUCUUGAAGAAAUUCGGAAGCUGCGACAUCAGUACCAGCGAUUUGAGAUGGCCUUUGUUGGCGGGAGUAACAAUCGGGCGGCCCAUGAGGUGGCUAGGAAGACCCCUUUUUUGGUUGCCUGUGGUUAUAGUACUUUUGAUUUUAGUCGAUGAUUUGUACUUGGGUUGUAAACUUUGCUAGCUUUUUACCUUGGUAAUACAAGUGAUCUAUUAGUAAAAAAAACACCGAUGUUACAUACUCCAGAAGGACGAACUAUUAGUACUUAAAUAAAAGAAACGUACAUCAGUUGUUUGCUUGUAUACAUUACCCAAUAAAUUCAAUUCUACGAAAUCAAUUAAGAUUUGAGGCAUACAGUAAAUUUAUUAACUACGUUUAAUUUAUUAUUUAUCUAUACAUUUCAAUCAAAUAUUGAAGCUAUAGAAAGUCGGCGGCUAGCCAACGAACGGAUUAAUUCAUACCUUUAGAUCGUAAUUAAUUCCUAUAUAAAACCUAAUCACUCUGUUUUUUUUUAUUGAAUCGCUCUGUUGUUCAUUCUCAACUGAUACUUUUCUUUCGUUUUAACUCAAAUUUUAGGUUUUUAGCAUAUGAAAAUUGGACUAAUUUAUGAUCUACAAAAUAACAUCUAUAUUUUGAAAACAAAAUACUUCAAUUGAUGCAUUAAUUUUACCAUUAUUGUAUAAAUUACCAUAUAUCAGUGGUAUAAAAUUUAUAGCAUGUCCUAGCAACAGAUUCCUCUCCUGGCUUAUUAUUAAAGACAUAAUUAUCACAAGAGACAAGUUGCUUCGUUGGGGGAUGGCAGUUGACCCUAGCCGUGUGCUUUGUUCUAGCAGCCAUGAAACUCGAAGCCAUUUGUUUUUUGAGUGUGCAUACACGAGAAGAGUUGCAGACGUGGUUUUACAGGGCUGUCCAAUGCCUGCUGAUAGAGGGUGGGAGUCAUGGUUUGGUGAUGCUAUUGGUUUGUUAAAGACAAAUACCCAGGGGCCUGUGGUUGGUUUUUGUUGGUGUUGGCUGCUAGCUGCUAGCUGCAAUUUGGUGAGAGAGAUGCUGCAGAAUUUUUGGUGGUGGUAGGACUUCUGUGGAGAAGCUGGUGGCUAAUUUUAGAUCGGAUGUAGAUCUAUUUGGUGUUAAUCAUCCUGAGUUUAGCGUUGCGUUUACCAUUCUUCGGGCGUAGGGGCAGGGUAAUCAUGUAAAAGGUAGAUUAUAAGGGGUGGUUUCUAGGUUUUCCUUGUUGUGGUAGGUGUUUGUUCACCAUUUUUUGUAUUUUUUAUUAUGGACUUUGCCAGUUGAGCUUAAUGAGAAUAGCAACUUAUCGAGAAAAAAAAAUUUAUAGCAUGGUGGUACGAAGUAUAAUAUUACGUACAUAUGCUAUAUAUACAUGGAGGCAGAGAGGAGAUAAGUAAAUAACACCUCUAGUUUUGUUAUGGUGUUAACACUAAUCAGUAGUAAAUAAGAAACUAUAAUUAGGUAG
Molecule: messenger RNA, 6334 nt
Organism: Linum trigynum
Lineage: Eukaryota; Viridiplantae; Streptophyta; Magnoliopsida; Malpighiales; Linaceae
Source: the annotation of a GenBank genome assembly